Messenger RNA from Cornus florida, 759 nucleotides. RefSeq lists its product as uncharacterized. The transcript has 3 exons. The coding region runs from base 1 to 759 and encodes 252 amino acids. The record is from RefSeq and is a predicted model, not a curated record. NCBI's taxonomy places the organism in Eukaryota, Viridiplantae, Streptophyta, Magnoliopsida, Cornales, Cornaceae. Gene Ontology annotation, molecular function: ubiquitin-protein transferase activity.
AUGGCUCAAGGAACAGCAUCAUCAUCGUCGUCAUCCAUGGACACUGAAUCUUCUGCUCCACAGUGCUCCAUCUGCUUAGAGGUUGUUGUUGAUAACCAUAGGAGGUCAACAGCAAGACUUCAAUGCGGUCAUGUUUUUCAUCUUGAUUGCAUUGGCUCUGAGUUCAACAUUAAAGGGGCAAUGCAGUGUCCAAACUGUCGGGUAACAGAACACGGCAAAUGGCUAUUUGCUGCGGGAGGUUUUGAUCAAAGCAUUGAUAAUGAAGAUGACGAUGAGCUUCAUCCACUUAACAUGGUUCGUGAAGGAAGCUUCGUUGGAGUAGACAUGGCUAGCGGAGGAGAACACCAUAUCCAUGUCUUGGAGCAGAGCUUGGAAGAGAAGCUUGCCACACACUUGGUUUACACGGAGACCAAGUUUAACAGGCUCGAGAGAAAGAUGGCGGAGCUUUACGAGUUGAUUGAUAGCAUCACUAACAAAGCACGAGAGAAGGAAAGGGAUUUGCAUGAUCGGGUAGACGACUUGCGCGUGGAGAUUGCCGAGUGCAAGAAGGAGUUCUCCCAGGCGCGUGAGGUCGUGGUGAAGCCAAGGAAGAAGGAGGCGUCAGAGCCCAAGGAAUAUGAUGGGGCAACGAAUGCUCGCCAAAUUGACAACUUCUUCUGGCACAUGCAGCGGUACUUCGAGUGUAUGGAGAUCGAGGAUGAUGAGAAGAAGAUGCAGACAUGCACUAUGUACCUCACGGAUACUGCCGCUCUAUGGUGA